CAGCAACAGAAGGCGUCGGAGCGGGCGUCGGAGCUGCCCGCUGGGGGAGAGAGAGAGGAGAGAGAAAGAGAGCGAGCGAGCAUAGGAGCCCGAGGCAAAAAAGUAACUGUCAAAUGCGCGGCUCCUUUAACCGGAGCGCUCAGUCCGGCUCCGAGAGUCAUGGCGACCGCAGCGUCUAACCACUACAGCCUGCUCACCUCCAGCGCCUCCAUCGUGCACGCCGAGCCGCCGGGCGGCAUGCAGCAGGGCGCGGGGGGCUACCGCGAGGCUCAGAGCCUGGUGCAGGGCGACUACGGCGCGCUGCAGAGCAACGGGCACCCUCUCAGCCACGCUCACCAGUGGAUCACCGCGCUGUCCCAGCCGCCGCCGCCGCCGCCCCCGCAGGGCCCGCCGGGCCACCCUGGCGCGCACCACGACCCGCACUCGGACGAGGACACGCCGACCUCGGAUGACCUGGAGCAGUUCGCCAAGCAGUUCAAGCAGCGCCGGAUCAAACUGGGAUUUACCCAAGCGGACGUGGGGCUGGCGCUGGGCACCCUGUACGGCAACGUUUUCUCGCAGACCACCAUCUGCAGGUUUGAGGCCCUGCAGCUGAGCUUCAAGAACAUGUGCAAGCUGAAGCCUUUGUUGAACAAGUGGUUGGAGGAGGCGGACUCGUCCUCGGGCAGCCCCACGAGCAUAGACAAGAUCGCUGCGCAGGGGCGCAAGAGGAAAAAGCGGACCUCCAUCGAGGUGAGCGUCAAGGGGGCUCUGGAGAGCCAUUUCCUCAAAUGCCCCAAGCCCUCGGCCCAGGAGAUCACCUCCCUCGCGGACAGCUUACAGCUGGAGAAGGAGGUGGUGAGAGUUUGGUUUUGUAACAGGAGACAGAAAGAGAAAAGGAUGACCCCUCCCGGAGGGACUCUGCCGGGCGCCGAGGAUGUGUACGGGGGGAGUAGGGACACGCCACCACACCACGGGGUGCAGACGCCCGUCCAGUGAACUCGAACGGGGGGAGGGGCAGAGCGCGGGGCUCCCCCUCCCCUACGGUCCACGGCCCUUUCCUGGCCCCCUUGUUCCCUCUCUAACUUCUGAUUGUUCUUUUAUUUUAAUUAUUAUUUCCCCGUCCCUUAAAAAGAAAAAAAAUAGUAAUAAGGAAAGCAACUAAGGCACUGGACUAUCCUUUAAACGGUAGCAGGUGUAAUGAUGUGUUUUGACCUUUACAGGCUAGUACCCAGGCAAUGGAGUGGAGUGUCUCAUAGAGAGAGUGAGGAGAGAGUGUGUAAUAGAGAGAAAGAAAGAAAGAGAGAGAGAGAUGGCAAGCACCGAGUUAAAUACCUGGCAAAACUAAAUAAAUUACCAAAAAGGAAAAAAAAAAUCCACCAAACCGUGAUAAACACAAAACAGCUUCCUGAUGCUCGGAGUUGGCACAUGCUGCUGUAAUGUGAUGUAAUGUGGAUCCUCAUCAGGAAAGAGGAAAAAAAUACACAUGUUCGUUGAUGUAGUCAAAUUUAACCACAGAAAUUUGCACUGCAAGAAAAUUGAAGUUUACAUGAACAAAUUCAUUGAGUAUAUUUUUCUUUCUCCCACUGUUAAUUUUGAAAUUGCCGGGUUUUGUUUUGUUUUGUUUUGUUUUGUUUUGUUUUGUUUUAUUCAGCAGAGAGAGUUGAAGCCAGCUCUUGGCUACUCUCCAUUUCUAACGUUCUUGUGUUACCCCCUGUUCUUCCCACUGUUUGUGAACUUUGGUUACCUUCAGUCUCUCCCAACCCCAACAUUGGUGUAACAUUUAUUUGCUUCUUUUACCAAAGCAAAAACGAUUGGCUUCAAACAAAAUAAAUAAUUCUCUGCUUUCAGGAAA
This is a messenger RNA of Suricata suricatta (meerkat), 1834 nucleotides long. It is a transcript of the gene POU3F2, whose product is annotated as POU class 3 homeobox 2. Bases 160 to 978 code for a protein of 272 amino acids. Gene Ontology annotation, molecular function: RNA polymerase II cis-regulatory region sequence-specific DNA binding; DNA-binding transcription factor activity, RNA polymerase II-specific. Gene Ontology annotation, biological process: regulation of transcription by RNA polymerase II; brain development. The transcript is spliced from 2 exons. Gene Ontology annotation, cellular component: nucleus. NCBI's taxonomy places the organism in Eukaryota, Metazoa, Chordata, Mammalia, Carnivora, Herpestidae. The record is from RefSeq and is a predicted model, not a curated record.